Dacryopinax primogenitus is the source of this 964-nucleotide messenger RNA. RefSeq lists its product as uncharacterized. The record is from RefSeq and is a predicted model, not a curated record. NCBI's taxonomy places the organism in Eukaryota, Fungi, Basidiomycota, Dacrymycetes, Dacrymycetales, Dacrymycetaceae. The annotation marks the transcript as partial. The transcript has 9 exons. Gene Ontology annotation, biological process: regulation of synaptonemal complex assembly.
AUUUAGGUAACCUGCAGGAAUACCUGAUGGAAGCCCUUCGGACUAUCACUCCUGUCUCCAUCACGAGUGAUCUCCAAUGGCUAUGGCGUACCAUUUAUAACACAGGAGUACGCGGCUGUUCGGUUUGGGAUGAUGAUGCUGUCUCUGAACUUUUUCGGCACGCAAUACUGCUGAUGGAAUGCUGUGAAAAGACUCUCUCCAACGGUGCGGAUGGCUAUAUUACCGUGCAUAAAGCAAUCGCAAGCUUCCUGGUUAUCUCGGGGAAAGUGUUCCUUGCACGAGGGACGAAAGAUGCACAAGUGCGUUUGGCCUUGCAUCGUCAGGCUCUACAAGAGAUUGUAGUCUGUAAGACGCGAUUGAAUACUGCUCUACAACAAUCUACCCCGGGAGAAGAAGAAGCUCGCCUUGGAAAGAUGCUUCAAACUUGUGUGGUCUAUGAAGUCGAACAGCUCGCGUAUCUCGGGCAAUGGGAUCCCAUCACUCGGCUCAUUCAGGAAACUAGUCUCGUACCCUGUACCAACAUGGACGCACUGGAGAUGAUAGCAGAUAUAUUGUGGAAGAACAAUCAUUGCCCCAUUGGUGUGGUGCAUGCUGCCCUUGAGGCAAUCUUACGCACCAGCCUCGAAACUGACCGAUUACCUAUGGCAAAGUUCUGCAGGUGGUUGCGAGCAGUCUGCGACCUGCUACUGCAGCGGGGAGGACCAAACGAUCGCCAAAAAACGACGCACUACUUCAAGCAGGCAAUCGAUGUGCUACAGCUGUGGAAAGAUCGAGCUGAUUUCAGUGAACUGUAUCCGACAGAGGAGCGACAAUGGCUCUUUUCCACUGCGCAUAAUGCUGGUAUUGAAGACUUCCGCAUGUCCAAUGUUGAUGGAGGCCGUGCUUGGUUCGCGAUCGCUAGGAGUCUUUGCGCGUUCGUGCCGGGUGGGGAUGAGUAUCUUCGUCGGCUUGACACGGUGCAAAA